UUAUUCUUCUCCGCUUUACGCUGUGCCCUGUUGAACAAUAAGUAGUGGAAAUUAUGCCUCGCACGGAAUGGCUCUGCUGCCUACUUCUCAGAACGUAGUUUUAACAGGAUACUACUUAAACGAUGAGUCCGCCGACGGUGUCGCGACCAGUACAAAGGAAGAGACAAGUCCUUCUUCGCCGGGCCGAAGAUGUGGACAAUAUAAAAUGAACCAAGUACAUUCCAAGAACAGUAUGGAGAAGCCUCACUAUGAACGGUCCUGCUCCCAGGACUCCCUGGAUGAACUCUCAAUGGAUGACUACUGGAGUGAACUAGAACACAUCCAAAAAACCCGGGAAAAUGUCCCAGAAGAGCAAGAAGAGGUGGCUAUUAAAGUACCUGAUGAAGGGGAGGUGGAGGCAAAAUGGCUGAAGGAUGCGGGCCUUUCGGGGUUGGUCAGUGGAGAUACCCAGGAGAGCAUCACGCUACUGUCCACCCUGACCCGUACCCAAGCAGAAGCUGUUCAGAGAAGAGUUGAAACAUUUACAAUGACAAUGAGGAAAAGGAAUAAGCAACCAAUCCCUGACGUCCGAGACAUCUUUAGUCAGCAGGUCUCAAGAUCAAGUGAAGCUUCAGCUGUUCGACCUGAUGAAAGUGAAAUGGGCGAAACCACUGAUAAACUGGAAAACCAACUGAUCAGCCUGGAGAUGAAAGACGAAGGCACACAACAAACAGCUGAUAUAAAUCUAGAAAUAUCAUACUCUGAGCAGGCUGCAAACCUGAAAGAAAAACUAAACAACUUUAAGCUCAAGGGAGAUGACGAUGCGUCCCUGCCUAACUACCGUCUUCCAAAGGAUAAGACAGGGACAACCAAAGCAGGAGACCUUGCACUUCAGGACAUGAAGAAAGUGCGCGCAUUGGCUCUGAUCGAACUGACUGCACUCUAUGACACACUUGGUAUAGAUUUCAAACAUCACAAAUCCAUAAAAGUUAAGAUCAAAGAAACUGGAUUGUUUGGCGUUCCACUUUCAUUGCUCUUGGAACAUGAUCACAAAAACGUUCCUGGGACCAAGGUUCCACUUAUAAUUCAGAAACUCAUUUCCCACAUUGAGGAAGAGGGCUUAAACACCGAAGGAAUUCUGCGAAUACCUGGACUUGCAUCAAGAAUUAAGUGUUUGUGUGAAGAGCUAGAAGCAAAGUUCUAUGAAGGAACUGUGAACUGGGGACAGGUACAACAACACGAUGCAGCAAGUAUACUGAAGCUUUUUAUAAGAGAGUUGCCGCAUCCACUCGUCACUCUCGAGUACCUUGAUGCUUUCCUGACUGUACAAAAUUUGUCGAGUAGAAAACUUCAGCUACAGGCUCUCAACUUGCUGGUGCUUCUCCUCCCGGAUCAGAAUAGGGACACCCUGAAGGCGUUGCUUGAAUUUCUUCAGAGAUUAAUUGACAACAGGGAAAGCAACAAAAUGACCCUAAACAAUGUUUCUGUUGUCAUGGCACCCAACCUGUUUAUGUUUAAAGGGUGUUGCUCAAAGUCAAGUGCAAAGACACAGUUUGAAAUGGCAACUAGGACAAGCAACAUAAUGCGUUACCUGAUUAAAUACCAAGACCUGCUUUGGACGGUCCCAAAAUUUAUUAUGAAUCAAGUUCGACAGCAAAACAUUGAAAACCAUAAAAAGCUGUCUAAGGAAAAGGCUGUAAAAAAGCUGCUGAAAAAGAUGUCAUACGAUAAAGAUAAGCAUGAUCGGAACCAUGCUGAAAGGAAUCUAACAGAUUCUGUAAUACUUCAAGGUGCAAUACGGGUUCAGGCCCCAUCUCUUUCCAAAGUUUCCAUGGCGAUUCAACUAACAGAGGAACUGAAAGCUGGAGAUAUUUUGGCACGUUUCCAACAAUGUCUUGUUAAAAACAGGAUACCUGAAUCUUCCAGUAAAGAUGAAGUUUGUUUAUAUGAAAUUGGAGGAAAUAUUGGUGAACGCUGUCUGGAUGAUGACACAUAUAUGAAGGACCUAUACCAACUGAAUCCGAAAGCAGAAUGGGUUAUAAAGCCUCGGUGCCAGUGACACUGCUUCAACAAUAGACUAGCAAUAUGAUUAAGUAAAACCAGACAUUAAUGGUUCUGUAUAGCAAAGGAGACAACAUAAAUCAAACAGACUCACUAUACCUGUACCUGGUAUAUGCAGAAGGACAAGAGACGAACAAUACAGCUAUAAUGAGUCAAAUUCAACAGCCAAUUUGCUCUUGGACAGAUAAUGAAAAAUUGCCAGCAUGCUUGAAAAAUAUUUAUGCAAAGUAAACAUGUCCAUAUAUGGAUAACCAUAAAAGAAAUCCUUCCAGCAGCUCAGGAAUGAUGCAACCAAAGGUCUUAGCUACCAGCCACAACGUAGAUUACCAAAACUGAAAUAACAUUGCACAUAAAGCUACUACCAUCUGAGCUGAAGCAUUAAUCCAAACAUAAAGAGCAAACUGUUAUCAGAAUUUAUGAAAUAAAUUCAGCAUCCUAAACCUUCUUUGCCAAUCAAAGGGCUAAUCUCCUACCUCAAACAGAAUUGCCCUUCUUCAUGGUAUAUUUCACACAUAGGUUAUUGAUAAUAAAUCUGGUUCUAAUACUGCCCUUUUCUCAAAUCUCUUGAUUCUUUUCCAAUCCAAAUCUCUUAUUGAACACAGUCACUGACUGAGGCACUACAGCCCUUCAGGGUAGAUAAUUCCAAAGAUUCCUCACCCUCUGUGUGAAGAAAUUUCUCCUUAUCUCAGUUCUAAAAAACCUAUCCAUAAUUUUGAGACCAUCAUUUUAGUCUUGACCCUACAGGUAAUGGACACAUCCUCCUAGUGUGUACUCCAUCAAGCUCCCUAACACUUUUAAAUAUGCCCAGUAAAGUAUCGAAAGAAAUGUCAUACGAUUGUGUUGCGUCAAUCUGCUAUUGUAAAUAGGAAGUUCUGGGUUUUUUUUAACAAGUUGAUCAUCAAUUCUUUGAUGAGACAUUCUCUGCAAAAUCAAAAUGGGAUGGAUGUUUUGGAAAUGUUUAAUGGAGACACUAUACAUGAAGCAAUUCCAUAGAUUUGUUGAAGUAGUCUCCUAGAUUGAAAUAACAGAAUAAUGUACAUUUAUGAUGUCCCUUUUCAUUUAUUCCCAAAACCUUAAGCAUGUAUGUUAUAAAAAUAUACACAUGCUUUCAAGAGGUUACAUCCAUUAAAGGUAUUGAUUAAAAAAUUGUAUGAGAAAUUUAAACCACUUGUGCUAGAUUAUGAUGAAUAUAUUGUAAAUUAAUGGCUGUUUAAUGCACUGUCUAUUCUGUUUUAAUUCAGUUUUAAAUCUGUACAGUCACAUUUUCUAGUCUUGUAAAUAAAAUGUGUAUAUAUUCUACUUCUUGCAAUGCAACUCCUAAAUUUAACAUUAUUAGUUUUAAAUAACAACAUACUGUAUGUGGGGAAGGUUUGUAAGGGUUAUAGAACAUUCAGCAUUGAUACAAACUAGUGAUAUUUUUUGCUAAUCACUGAAAGCUUGCAGUUUAAACAAAAUAAAAAAGUAUGAUGAUAUCAUCCAGAAAAUAUCCACAAUGAAUAUCUGGAAAAGAAAAUCUAAUGGGACGAAGUUACUCAUUGAUAUUUCAUGAAUAUUAUUCAACCCAAUGUUUACCCCAAUGUGACUGAAAAAUAGAUAUACAUAGAAAACACAUGGGCAGUUGGUGGAUUUGCACUCUGUUCAUUGGCUAUAAAAGGACAACCUGAGACUAUGAAAGGCACUAAGUAAAUGCAAGUCUUUUUCUUUCACUGCCUUUGACAUUCUUUUAAAAAAAAUUAGAAUUACAUUUGUGUUGCUGAGGGAAAUGAUUUGCUGUCCACUGUAAUUGUUUCUGCCUUAAUUCAAAAAUAAGAAAAGAAAAUGUUGAAAAAAAAGUCAAAAGAGCAGGUCGAUUUUCCGGG
This is a messenger RNA of Mobula hypostoma (lesser devil ray), 3899 nucleotides long. It is a transcript of the gene arhgap18, whose product is annotated as Rho GTPase activating protein 18. The record is from RefSeq and is a predicted model, not a curated record. Lineage: Eukaryota; Metazoa; Chordata; Chondrichthyes; Myliobatiformes; Myliobatidae. Gene Ontology annotation, biological process: regulation of actin filament polymerization; signal transduction; regulation of small GTPase mediated signal transduction. The transcript has 15 exons. Gene Ontology annotation, molecular function: GTPase activator activity. The coding region runs from base 68 to 2038 and encodes 656 amino acids. Gene Ontology annotation, cellular component: cytoplasm.